This is a messenger RNA of Odontomachus brunneus, 1911 nucleotides long. RefSeq lists its product as uncharacterized. The record is from RefSeq and is a predicted model, not a curated record. Bases 138 to 1688 code for a protein of 516 amino acids. NCBI's taxonomy places the organism in Eukaryota, Metazoa, Arthropoda, Insecta, Hymenoptera, Formicidae. Gene Ontology annotation, molecular function: protein binding. The transcript has 6 exons.
GCACACAGAAAACUUAAGCACUUAACGCUGCGCUUCAUGCGCAUUAUGUGUGAAACGGAACGCACCCAGAGUCGCAGUUCUGUGUUAAAAAAAAUAAGAAUCGGAAGUACAAAAACGAAAACAAAUUCUGAUGUUAUAUGCACGCAAAAAGAAGCGUUAUAUCCGCAAUUGUGGAAUAUUUAUUCGCUAUACGUGCAAUAUAUUUGUUUCAACUCAUCAUAUUCAAAAUGGCACAGUUUGAGCCAGAAGAAAUGAGCACAAAAGAAAAACUUUCAAAGUUACAUUGUCCAUUUACUUGGGAUAUACUGGAUAGUGUGAUAAGGUACAAUAUGACACACCUUAACAGUAAAGAUAAUGAAAUAGAUGAUGAAGAAGCUUGCACAUUGGAAAUGUUGAUGAGAACUUUGCUUAAAUGUUAUAAAGGUACAUUAAGCAAAGAUGACAAUACAGCACAAGAUAUUCAAAAAGCUGAAGAUUUUUUGCUGCAGCUUCAACGAGAGACAAACUUAUCUCAAACAAUAAGGGCUAUAGAGCAUGUUUUCUAUGCUACGAAAUGUUUCUUUCUGUAUGAGACAGAGAAUUUGGAUGAAUUAAAAGAAAUAUUAGACAAUAUUAUCAACACUGAUAGUUUCAGUGCUGAAGAGAUUGGUAUUUUGCAUGGUUGUCAAAGUGUCGUGUGGUCUUGUUUACAUGAUUAUGGAAUGCAUAUGGCAGUAGAUAAUGCUAAGAAAGCAAUAGAAAUGAAUCAAGACUGUGCAUUAUGGCACUUUAUUCUUGCAAAGAAUCUCAGACGCCAAAGACGUAUCUUAAAUCUUUCAUCUGAGGUGACAAGUUUAGAAGAAAAGCAUUUUGAACUAGCAUAUGCUAUAUCCUCUGAUAAUCUUGUGUUUGGGAUAUAUUACUUACAAAUGUGUAUGGAAAAAUUUCACAAGUAUGAAAGAAAUGAAAAUUAUUAUAUGAGGAAAGUUGCUAAUGAAAAAAAAGUAUUAAAGUUGGCCAAAAGUAUGUUAAGUCUGAAACCUUCCAGUUAUAAAGUACUGUUAAAAUUAGCUCUUAUGUUUUUACGAAUAACCAAUACAGAUGAGUUAUUGUCAGCAAAAGAAUGUUUGGAUGCUGUAGAGGAAAUGGCACCGAACAAUUCGACUUUUCUCCAUUAUACUGGGAUGUUAUAUGAAGGAUGUGGAGAGUUUAGGGAUGCGCUAAAGUAUUAUAAAAAGGCUGCGGAUCAUAAUAACUUUGUAGCAGAGCUUGCAUACAUAAGAUAUGGUUGGGAGACGGGAGAAUUGCAACCUUUGCCACAUUUACUACGAAUGUUGAAGAAAUACGAACGGUCCGUCAAAGAACGGCAAAUAUCCAUGUUUCUAGCUAUCGCUGUAGCUUAUUACUCUCUGUAUGACGACAAAGUAAAUGCUGCGGAGUAUUUUCUGAAAGCACUUACAGUAGAUCCCCAGAGCACAAAGUUCAAGGUGUUUUACAGAUUCUUUGACUUUACUGCUCCGAGCAUAUACAGUUUUUUAAAUAAAUUCCUUUACGAAAUUGAUUCACCUCGAAUUAGGAAUCCCAAAAUUAAAGAAACAGGUAUGAAAAUAAGGACACUUUUGAAUACCAGAAAUAUGAAUAAUUUAACGCAACAAUUCGCAAGCAUGUCCACAAAUUCUUUAGAAGAUCAUGGAAAUUUAAAUAAUUAAUUAUGCAUACAGAAAUUAUCAUUACCUCUUACGUUAAUUUGAUACUUUAGCAUUAACUAAUGUCGAUUGCGAAAAAUGUACUAAAUAUUGAAACUAAUUUUAUAUAUAUAUAUAUACAGGGUGUUUAAAAAGUCCCGGACCGGUGAAAUAUCUCGAAAACUAAGCAUUUUAGAAAAAAAUGUUUCAGAUAAAAGUUGUGGCGUUUAAAAAGAUGUAUUUACUG